AUGAUUUCGAGUCAAGGCAGAAGGACCGCUCGCAAUGUCACUCUCAACUUGAAGAAGAAUAACUGGUGGCGAUCGUUAGUCUCUGGGACAACGAUAGACUCGAGUUUAGAGCGUCCUGCUCUCAUCCGACGUCCGCCCGAGAAGCAUUCUACACAUCAAGGUCAUCCCGGUAAAGGUCGGUCGGGCAGAUCGUCGGACUUGUGGUCCCGCCCUCAGUCGGAAAAACGUCAAGGAAAUGCCGAGGGGGAGCAGAAGAAACGUCUGCUCAAACCUUAUGACUUAUCGAUGCAACUCAAGCGGAUGUGCAGCGAGGGAGACCUCGAAGGCGCCAUAGAGCGUUUGAAGACGACUCCUCGGGAUGCGCAGAACGUAGCCGUAUGGAAUACAAUGAUAUCAGAGUGCUUGAGUGCCGAGCGGUACCAGCUCUCCUACGAGUUGUUCAUUGAUAUGAAGCGUAGAGGGUUUUCGCCAAAUAGCAUCACGUUCUCCACCAUGCUCAGUGGUAUUUCCCUCAUCAAAGACUGGUCGAAGUACAGCAAACAAUUGCAGAACGCGCAUUCUCUCUACGAAUACUACCUAAAACACAUGGAAUCCGUUAAAUUUCACGAGCCUGACAACUCAAAGGAGUUGUCCUUGCAGCCUCUUGUUGCAUACAUCCAGGUUCUCGGUGAUGCAGGAGAUUACCAUAAAAUCUUUGACGUUUACUUCGCCAUGGACCAGGAAGGACCUCUCGCACCUGACAGGUUCGUCUUCACCGCGAUGUUCAAGGCAAUAUCCACACGUCAGAAGCGCUCGGUUUCUGACGGAGAGGCUUCUACUCGUAACGACGCUGCGUCUGAUGCGAAGCACGUCUGGAUACAGAUGGAGAAAGUUAUGCAGAAGAAUCCUGACUUUCACUUGGAUCCUGGGCUCAUUGCAGCAGCCAUACGCGCCCUUACGCGGGGAAGCCCAAAUGACCAAAGUUUUGCAUUCGUCAUUAUCCGCGACCGGCUGGGUCUUUCGAAGCCGGGGGAAGAUAUGCCUCGGAGAUUGUCGAACAAUCUUAACGCAUGGACGUUAGACGCUGCUCUCCAGCUUUGUAACUCCAUGCAAAAACACAGACUCACCGUCCAUUUCACGCGUCAAGUCAUGGAAAAGAUCAAUUGGGACAAAGUGUGGAUGCGUUACCUCAUUGACUCUAGCCACAUACACAAACUCCUCAGAGCAUAUGCUGGACUGGCCUCUCUCGGAUCCCUCAACGAGUCGAACGAAGCUCUUGAAGCGUUGGAGUGGAGUGUACAGCACGAUAUCAUCUAUCAUCUUCCCAAGUUGACACCCACAGCGCAAUCAUACCAUCUCGCCCUCAUGACAUGUUGUCGCAGCGUGGACUGGCAGGCUGCUGUCCGCGUUUAUGAACUCAUGACAGGCGUCGAAGGCAGUCAAUUCGAGGUGGGCGGAAGCCGUCCUCCAGCGGUGAAGAUGAGGUCCAAGGGCAAGAACCUGCCGACGGAUGCAGAGACCAUGUCGUUCCUUCUGCGCACCGCCCUUGCCACCAACAACCCCGUUCAUAUGCAACAUGCGAUGUGGCUAGCUGAUUUUGCGCGCGUUGAUGUGCUCCUCAGUGACGAAAAGACGACCGCAUUCUACCGGUCAAAACUUGCUUCCGCCUUGAUGGAGGCGAUCAAGCACCUCCAAGACGCGGGGGUUCUUACUCAGGAGCAAGAAAAGACCUGGAGCUCGUACAGAUCAUUGGCACGAGAGGUUCUCAGGAGCACCAGGGGUAGCCCCACACCUGGAGUUGAGGAGGAGAGGUUAGGAAACACACGGAGACUCGUCGACAUGGACAACUAUGUAGCCUUCGAGAUGGCAUCGCGCAGUACCAAAUCGCGGACAUAA
This is a messenger RNA of Suillus paluster, 1875 nucleotides long. RefSeq lists its product as uncharacterized. Gene Ontology annotation, molecular function: protein binding. The coding region runs from base 1 to 1875 and encodes 624 amino acids. The transcript is spliced from 2 exons. NCBI's taxonomy places the organism in Eukaryota, Fungi, Basidiomycota, Agaricomycetes, Boletales, Suillaceae. The record is from RefSeq and is a predicted model, not a curated record.